GCAUGCGCACAGCACACUGACCGGAUAUGGCCGCUCACCUGCCGCCGUGUUGUUCCCCGGUGCAGCCACGGACAUGGAGGAGGCUACGCCGUCACAUGUGAAGUGCGAACGCGUGUCGGGGCCGUAACGUCGCACAUGUCCUGAACAUGGCCGCGGUUCUCCAGACAGCUGUAGUGUUGUACCUGUGGAGCGUCUUCAGCCGCACGUCAGGUCUCGGGGUCAAUGAACUGUUGUACUUCCGGGUCAUCAGUCCAGAGGAGAUCGGCUACAUCUUCAGUGCUGCGCCCGCUAAAGACUUUGGAGGAGAUUUUACUUCAUCCUACGAUGAGAUUUUCCUAGUGCCUGCAGACCCAGCGGAUGGCUGCUCAGACCUGAAGGACAGAGAUAUCAUUCAGGGACAAGUCAUCCUGGUGGAAAGAGGUGGUUGCUCCUUUGUACAAAAGGCCCGUUAUGUGGAGGAAGCCGGAGGCAAAGCGGUUCUGAUAGCUGAUAAUGCAGCGGACAACGACAGUCAGUACCUCGAUAUGAUCACUGAUGGGACCACGGCCAAACCAAGCAUUCCUGCUCUGUUUGUGCUGGGACGUGAUGGAAUGAUGAUCAGACGAACUCUUAAGAGACAAGAGCUGCCGUGGGCUGUCAUUUCCAUCCCUGUCAACGUUUCGUCUCUGGCCUCAUUCCCUCUGAAGCAGCCACCAUGGACCCUGUGGUAGAAGUGACACACACCUACAACUUCAUCGUCUUCCACACUCAGCUCGCUCUCUUUCAUCGGUGCAUUUCCUCUCAGCAGUGAGUAAACCCACAGCUUCACAGGGAAGUCUUUGUGAUAACCUUGUUGUGGUGGGUAACCUAUCACAUGUACUAGUGGUGAACCAAUAAACCUAACAAUUAAAGACAAACAAAUAAGAAACAUUCUUGCUUAUGGUUAGUGCCGAGCUGAAGUUUGAAUAAUUACUCCAGUGCCCUUUCAUAAUGUGCCUGUGUGCAGGGGCUUAUUGCUUAGUGUCACAGUGUAUGUGACACAACCAGUCACAAGUAGGAUUUAGGGUUUGAAUAGAUUAAUUCAGGUCUGUAUUUUUAUUUCCUUGACAAAUAUUCAUCCACAACACUGCAGUCAACUGUGCACUUCCUUAGAUCCUCAGCAAUACAACGGACUAGUCUGAGGUUGAUCAGAUGAGAAACAGUGAUGCUUUGAUUUAUAGUUUGGACAGUUGUUGAUCAUGACUGAGUGUCUUCCAGUAGCUCGGUCUCCAGGAACCUUUUGUUCACUUGAUCAGUUUGUUACUAGUGAGAAUGAAAAUCUCGUUAUGCAUUAAUACAACACUUACACAGCACCCGUCUCUUCUGCCAGGUCGAAGUGUUGGUGGUUUGAUAUUCCUCUGAGGGAUAGAAACUAUUCAUCACUGCGUCUGCUUUAUUCACAAUACAAUAUACUGGGAAAGUCAUCUCACUGUACAGAUGUAAAUAAUUUCUGUUCAUCUGCACGAACUUUAACAGGAUAAAACUGAUAAUUAAUGUGCAUUCCUUUUCUUAUGUUUAAUAAAUCUAAAUGAAACUUUU
Platichthys flesus (European flounder) is the source of this 1557-nucleotide messenger RNA. Its product is annotated as protease-associated domain-containing protein 1-like. The transcript is spliced from 5 exons. The record is from RefSeq and is a predicted model, not a curated record. Bases 147 to 710 code for a protein of 187 amino acids. Lineage: Eukaryota; Metazoa; Chordata; Actinopteri; Pleuronectiformes; Pleuronectidae.